Messenger RNA from Chilo suppressalis (striped riceborer), 1674 nucleotides. The record is from the annotation of a GenBank genome assembly. Lineage: Eukaryota; Metazoa; Arthropoda; Insecta; Lepidoptera; Crambidae.
AUGUCAACCCAAGUUCAAGCGUUGUACGACUUCACGGGUGAGCCUGGUACUACAGAAAUGUCAAUAACUUGUGGUGAACUAUUGACACUUAUAAAUACAGAAAUUGGCGAAGGCUGGUGGGAAGGAAGAAAUUCGAAAGGUGAAACAGGUCUCUUUCCGGCUGCAUAUGUGAGAAAAUUGGCUGCAGAGGAUUCUGAACAUACUAAGGCAGCUCCGGCGGCCCCUCGAUAUGAUCAAGCAGCCGAUGAUUGGGGUGACCAACAGUAUAGUGCUGGUGAUAAUAAUUAUCAACGAGGAACGUCCCAAGAUGAUGGCUGGGAUGAUGAUUGGGAUGAUGACACCUAUUCCGAAAUAGGUCCGGCACAUCAAAACAAAGCUCAUCACAAUCAACAAGCACCAUUGGCCCCUCUUCCUGGUAUGCCAAUCAAUGAUUACAAUCAUCAGAUUGAUGAAACAGCUUCUAACUUUGGAUCAACAGUGGGAACAGUUAGAAAAAGCAAAUUUGCUCCUUCAUCAAAAGUCAGUGGAGAAAGUUAUCUUCUGGGUACUUUAAAUGUUGAUGUGCCUGACUCUGACAAGGUUUACAUAGUACAAGAUGAAGAAGGAUAUGUUUGGUCACCUCUUUCGCACCCUUACUCAGUAACUGUUGCCUCUCCUAAAAAAGAAUCUAAAUUCAAAGGAAUUAAGAGCUUUAUAGCAUAUCAGUUAACACCAUCAUUUAAUAAUAUACAAGUAUCAAGAAGAUAUAAGCACUUUGACUGGUUACAUGAGAGAUUACAGGAAAAAUUUACACUCAUACCCAUACCACCAUUGCCAGACAAACAAAUAUCAGGUCGAUAUGAUGAACAACUCAUUGAAAGGCGAAGAGUGCAACUUCAGGAAUUUGUAGAUUGGAUGUGUAGACAUCCAGUUUUGUCCAAAAGUGAAGUAUGGCAGCACUUCUUGACAUGCACAGAUGAAAAAAGAUGGAAAGCUGGCAAGAGACAAGCUGAAAGAGACAACUUAUUAGGUUUAAAUUAUUGUAUUUCACUAGUUGUACCUGAAAAAGCUUUAUUGCAAUCACAAGUAGAUCACAUCACUGAACAGUGCCACACUUUUGUUGCUAGUAUGGAUACAUCGGUAAAAGCUGUAGGCAACAUGUGUAUAGCACAAACAAAGAAAUUCCAAGGUCCAUAUAAAACUGACUGUCAGAAAGUUGGUGAAGCAUUCUAUAACUUAGGUAAUGCCCUCAGUUUAGAUGAAGGCACUAUAGUUUCUACCUCUAAACUAACAUCAGCCAUUAAACUAACUGGUGGAGCUUACAUAGAAAUUGGCCGCAUGUAUGAUGAGCAACCUAAAUAUGACUGGGAACCAUUGGGUGAUAAAUUUCAUUUAUACAAAGGAAUUGUAGGUAGCCUCCCAGAUGCUCUUGGAAAUCACAAAGCAGCUGUUCAGAAAAAGCGAGAAUGCGAAAGAUUAACAGCUGAAAACAAAAUGGAAGUGGCACAAUUAAAUGAAGUAUUGAGAAGAACCGAUGUCAUAUCUUAUGCACUUCUUGCCGAAAUCAACCAUUUCAAGGCUGAACGAACGACUGACAUCAAAGCAACAAUGCAGAAAUUCCUCAGACAACAGAUAACAUUUUACAAAAAGGUUGUGGAUAAGUUGGAGGCAACUCUUCGACAGUAUGAUGAGUAA